AUGCCUACUGACUUGCCUAUCGUGAAUAGUGUGAAACAGUGGACCCCUGGAUCAAACCGUCUAACCAAGAAAAACCUUAAAAGACCGAACCGUGCUCUGCCUCUACCCUGCUCGCCGCUAACAGUGGUGCAACAGCAGAUCCCGUAUAAAAAGGGGCGCAAGGACACCGCUGAUAGUGUUUUAGCUCCAGAGAAUUAUAACUUGGUUCUCCAGGCAGUUAUAAACCCACAAAUCGCGCAGCCAGGGACCGUAUGGUCUGAGUCCAAACAACAAGUGGUCGGGGCGGUGGAUGUGCAUGUGUCUGCGCCGCCUGCAGAGACCGUUACUGCACAGCCGGAUGGAUGCAUUCAGCAUGUCCUUGGUGACCCUCAGUAUGCACCACUACCAGAACUGACCGAUGAGGAUAUCGAGGCUCUCGCCGACAUUCCGUUGUGGCCCUCAGCGCUGUUGGAACAGCUCGACUUCACUCCAGCUCAGUGGAUAGACCCUCCAGCUACUUCCGUAGGGGGUACCGCCAGGGCAGAACCUGUAAACCAUCAGCCUGCAGCCCCCGCCUCUGGAUCACGACCCAUCAUCCAGGCCUCUAUUCACGAUCCGCCAGGCACUGUGAGUCCCUACGCCUACGGGGCAGUGGCUACGCUCCUACCUGUCGGUGCAGCGGUUGCUGGUGAAUACAUUGCGGGUGGGCCAUGUACCAAAUGUUGUAAGGAUUGUGCUGAUAAAUUAACCGUGGUAACUACAGCGGCUGAUGUAAAUGCCUUAACCAUUGGUCGUCAGUGUAAACUGGGUGCAUUGUCUGUGAAACGUAAUGACAUCAGAUUUCAGGCUAUCGAAGAGCAAACGAAGCAGUCACUCAAGACACUCGGGGCAAUCAAGGCCGAGAUAGCGCGUGAUCGUCGUGCUAUUGCAUCCCAGAAAGCCGCGCUAGUGCGUUAUGGUCUGGCUAUAGAAUCAAUACAGCAGAAGAAUUUGGCAGUCGAGGCAGCAGUGCGUGUUAACACUCUGGCUUUGGAUAGGGGGCCUAAGAUAUCUAAUAUAGCUCGGAAAAUAUGGCUAAUUGAAGAUACGGCGCAGGAUAACAUCAGGGCCUACAAGGCCCUGUCUGCCCGGAUGACUGUUAUGAAUAAUGCACUGGAUAAGCUUACGAUGAAUCGUUAGUAUUUGAUUUGUGGUUUUGGGGUGUUAUUUUUAUUUUUUGUUUGUUUGCUUUUUUCGUUUAUUCUGUGGAGAGGGUAAUUUUUUUUGUUUUAAACUGAACGCAAUAAAACUUUUUUCUUUUAAUAUCUGACUAACUUUUUUUUUUUUUUUUUUAUCUAUCAGCAUAAAAACUAUAGCUGAACACAAUGCAUAAAGCUAUUAGCCCCAGAAAAAGGAAAUUCAAAUCUGUAGAUGUAAAUCCCAAGAGACGGCGUAGAUCUGAUAGCGGGGGUAGCAUUAUGGAUGUAGAACUUGAAGAGAUGGCAAUGAGGUAUGAUGCAACCGGCGAUACGUCUCAUUUGCUGGCUGUAGGACGUGUGGGGGGUGGGGGGAUGAGUGCUGAAGGUGGUUUAGACAUGCGGGAAAUACGCGCCGACAUAGCUAGAACUAGACGUGUGUUAAUUGCUGCUGAUGCAUGGGGGGGGUAGAAUGACGGAUGCACUAGAAAGGGCUGCUAUGAUAAAUGUUUCGAACGAUCCAUGUGUAGAUGGCGGGGAGGUGUGUGUGGGGUUAGAUGUCCCCGGGGAUUUAGACACACGGGAUGUGUUGUAUGCGGCGGCAUACACCAGAGAUGUACUUAACACUGUCGAUGGGUGGCUGGCUAGUGCACAAGAGAGGCUAGACAUAGCCGCUCAGAUAGACAUAACAUCGUCGAUAGAUGUAUCGCAUGUGUCGCAACGUGACGAAGGGGAUGGU
Molecule: messenger RNA, 1893 nt
Organism: Gadus morhua (Atlantic cod)
Lineage: Eukaryota; Metazoa; Chordata; Actinopteri; Gadiformes; Gadidae
Exons: 3
Coding region: 1-1158 (385 amino acids)
Source: RefSeq, a predicted model, not a curated record